CCGCAAAGAGCUUCGCUUUCCGCCAUUGUUACCCCAGCUCAUCUCCAGCUUCGAUCUCCGCGCCGGUCCGCCAUUUUUUUCCACUCUCCUCCUUCGCGGAAGCUCUCAAGUCCAUGAUUGAUAGCUAAAGUUGUCACCUUUAAGGACUAGAGCGGAGAGAUCGGGAGAGGAGUGGAGAACCACUGAGAUUUUGAGAUACUUGUGAAGAUGAGCAUGUAUGGCAGGGAUCCGUGGGGAGGUUCGCUGGAGAUCUCUCAUGCCGACUCGGCGACGGAUGAUGAGCGUAGCCGGACGCUGCAAGACCUUGACCGAGCGGCACUGUCGACGACGUCGCGCCAGCUCGAUGAGACGCAGCAGAGUUGGCUGCUCGCUGGACCUGGCGAUCAGGGUAAGAAGAAGAAGAAGUAUGUUGAUCUUGGGUGCUUGAUUGUUAGCCGGAAGCUCUUUUUGUGGAUCGUUGGUGCGCUGCUUGCCUCGGCGGUGCUCGCCGGGUUUGUGACUUUGAUUGUGAAGACGGUGCCGCGGCAUCACGGGCCGAAGCCUCCUGUGGAUAACUAUACGCUUGCUUUGCGGAAAGCUCUAAUGUUCUUCAAUGCUCAGCGAUCUGGGCCGCUCCCAAAGCACAACAAUGUAUCAUGGAGGGGGAAUUCUGGCAUGAAAGAUGGCCUCUCAGACUCUGCUGUUCAUAGAAACCUUGUGGGCGGUUUCUAUGAUGCCGGAGACGCGAUCAAGUUCAACUUUCCUUCUUCCUUUGCCAUGACAAUGUUAAGCUGGAGUGUGAUUGAGUACAGUGCCAAAUAUGAAGCUGCUGGUGAGCUUGGUCAUGUCAAGGAGAUUAUCAAAUGGGGCACUGACUACAUCCUCAAGACAUUCAAUUCAUCGGCAGAUACCAUUGAUCGCAUUGCUGCUCAGGUUGGUCAAGGGGAUACCUCUGGCGGGCCGACACCUAAUGAUCAUUACUGCUGGAUGAGGCCUGAGGAUAUUGACUACCCGCGCCCUGUUUAUGAGUGUCACAGUUGCUCGGACCUUGCUGCUGAGAUGGCGGCUGCACUGGCUUCAGCUUCUCUUGUUUUCAAGGACAGUAAGACAUACUCUCAGAAGCUGGUCCACGGCGCCACAACAUUGUUCAAGUUUGCGAGAGAUCAGAGAGGGAGAUACAGUGCUGGUGGCACUGAUGCUUCAAAGUUUUAUAAUUCAACUAGUUAUUGGGAUGAAUUUGUUUGGGGUGGGGCAUGGAUGUAUCUUGCAACUGGGAAUACCUCUUACCUUCAAUUGGCUACUCAUCCAAAGCUUGCACAACAUGCCGGUGCCUUCUGGGGCGGCCCUGAUUAUGGGGUCUUCAGCUGGGACAACAAGCUUACUGGUGCUCAAGUUCUUCUUAGCAGACUCAGGCUGUUUUUGAGCCCAGGAUAUCCGUAUGAAGAGAUGUUGAGAACUUUCCACAAUCAAACCGGCAUCAUAAUGUGCUCAUACUUACCAAUUUUCACCUCCUUCAACCGGACCAAAGGCGGUUUGAUACAAUUGAACCAUGGGAGACCUCAACCACUUCAGUAUGUAGUGAAUGCAGCUUUUCUCGCAUCAGUGUUCAGUGACUAUCUUGAAGCUGCUGCCACACCCGGGUGGUAUUGUGGACCUAAUUUCUACUCGGUUGAUGUCUUGCGAAAUUUUGCGAAAACUCAGAUUGAUUAUAUUCUUGGUAAUAAUCCUCGAAAGAUGAGUUAUCUUGUUGGCUUUGGCAAUCACUAUCCGAAGCAUGUUCAUCACCGGGCCGCAUCAAUUCCAAAGAACCGGGUGAAAUACAACUGCAAGGGAGGUUGGAAAUGGAGGGAUAGCCAUAAACCGAAUCCUCACACCAUCGUAGGAGCCAUGGUUGCUGGUCCUGACAGACAUGAUGGCUUCCGAGAUGUUCGCACAAACUACAAUUACACUGAGCCAACGCUUGCAGGUAAUGCUGGUCUCGUCGCAGCACUUGUGGCCUUAUCUGGUGAAAGCAAUGGAGUUGAUAAAAACACCAUGUUCUCUGCUGUUCCACCAAUGUUUCCAACUCCUCCGCCUCCACCAGCACCAUGGAAGCCGUAAGACACGAAAUCGAUCAAAAAUUGUGCAGAGAACUAACUAUAAUCAAUCCAUGGUUUCCAUUCCUUCAGCAUUUUCAUUGUAUCAUGCUUUUUGACUAAUUUCUAGUUUAUGGUAAAUAAGUAAAAUUUGAUUUCUUGUUACCAAAUCCUGUGACUUUUGUUGAUCAGUAUCAAACAAUUGUUGGCUGGAAGAUAUGUGACUACUUUUUCUUCAGAUACAAUGCAAACUGACAGAAAAAGUCUCACAUCA
Molecule: messenger RNA, 2328 nt
Organism: Dioscorea cayenensis subsp. rotundata (Guinea yam)
Lineage: Eukaryota; Viridiplantae; Streptophyta; Magnoliopsida; Dioscoreales; Dioscoreaceae
Product: endoglucanase 9-like
Exons: 6
Coding region: 208-2079 (623 amino acids)
Biological process (GO): carbohydrate metabolic process
Molecular function (GO): hydrolase activity, hydrolyzing O-glycosyl compounds
Source: RefSeq, a predicted model, not a curated record